This is a messenger RNA of Mauremys reevesii (Reeves's turtle), 3467 nucleotides long. It is a transcript of the gene USP15, whose product is annotated as ubiquitin specific peptidase 15. The coding region runs from base 1402 to 3354 and encodes 650 amino acids. Gene Ontology annotation, biological process: protein deubiquitination. The transcript has 16 exons. Gene Ontology annotation, molecular function: cysteine-type deubiquitinase activity. NCBI's taxonomy places the organism in Eukaryota, Metazoa, Chordata, Testudines, Geoemydidae. The record is from RefSeq and is a predicted model, not a curated record.
UAACCUUGGCACAGAAAGUAGUAGUGUGCCAAUGAAGGGUGCCAAUGAUGCAAAGCUGGGAAGCAUCGUCAAUACAGAGGAGGAUUGGAAUAUUAUACAGGAAGAAUUGGAUGACCUUGAGGCAUGGAGACAAAUAAAUUGGAUGAAAUUUAACAGUACUUAAGAGCCUAAUAACAAGAAUUUCAGCUAUAAACUGAGGCUCAUUAUUUGAAAGCGGUAGAGGAGAAAGACAUGAACCGUAGGAAGACUGAGUCACCAAUGUGAAAUGGCUGUGGAAAAGCCUCCAGACGUGAAUAAUUAAAGUUCUGAAAAGAUGCUGACAACUUUAAAAAUCACCCCUAAAGACCAUGUCACUGAGUUUGGCAAGGACAAAUUUCACGUUUAUAGCAAUGUGCUGUUCUGUACUGGAUGCAACAAGGCUGUAGAUCGUUUGAAUGCAGACAAUUUUAGAACACGUGGAAAGCACUAAACAUAAGCUAAAUGAAAAUAAACUAAAGCAAGAGGCUGAAACAGCAGGGCCAUCGAUGACCGUAAAGAAACUUCACUGUGACUGGAUCAUUCUAGCAUUUUACAACUGUCAGAGAACAGCAUGAAACUGUCACUUUCAGAUUUUGUUCGAAUGUGUGUAAAAGGCGUUCCUCUGCAUAAAAUUGAUUUACCUGUUGUCCAAGAUUUUUUGAGCAAGCAUGUUGAGAGGUAAUGCCAUUCCCAAAUCAGAUCAAUUGUAUUCCCGUUAUUUACCAACUCUCUUUGAAGAGGACAUACAGCACCUUCUCAAUGACCUGAAAGGAAACUCGAUUGCUGUGAUCGAAAAAAUAACCGACUUAAUUUCAUGGCUGGAGCAUCUUACAUCAUCAACUGAUAAUGUGAAUGGAUCUGCAGCUGCUCAAAGCGCUGCUGAUAAACUGAGACAGUACAACCUAAAAAAUAAACAACCAGCAAUUGACUUUCUCCAUGCUGUUCAUGCAUUGGCUCCUAAACAAAUAGUUGCUGCUUCUACAGAUUAUGAAACUGAAACCACAAUUAAAGCUGUCUGAAGAAUGCAACAUGGAAUGGCUAGUGUAUUUAGGGAUUGCCAAAGACGUGUUUGGAAACAUUGACGAUCUCAUUUUCUGAUGUGUGGCUGUUGAAGAUCGCGUUCCCAACCUGGCAAAACAUGCAGUGGUUCUCCUCCAACUUGACUGUAUAUUCAGCUGACAUGGAACGAAGUUUCAGCCAACUUGGGGUUCUUUUCUGUGCUCAGCACCAAUGUCUGAAAGACGAAAAUGUGGCUGGAAUGCUACAACUCUAUUUUAACAACCAGGACUAAUUCAUAAAUGUCUGAGCAACACCCCUCCACUAACAGAAUACUUCCUAAAUGACAAAUAUCAGGAUGAGCUAAAUUUUGACAAUCCUUUAGGAAUGCGAGGUGAAAUAGCAAAAGCUUAUGCAGAGCUCAUCAAGCAAAUGUGGUCAGGAAAAUACAGCUAUGUCACACCAAGAGCAUUUAAGACACAAGUGGGACGAUUUGCACCUCAGUUUUCUGGAUAUCAGCAACAAGACUGUCAAGAACUUCUAGCUUUUCUCUUAGAUGGUUUACAUGAGGAUUUGAAUCGGAUUAGGAAAAAGCCUUAUAUUCAAUUAAAGGAUGCAGAUGGAAGGCCGGACAAGGUGGUUGCUGAGGAAGCCUGGGAGAACCAUUUAAAAAGAAAUGAUUCCAUCAUUGUAGAUAUAUUUCAUGGUCUUUUUAAAUCCACCCUUGUUUGUCCUAAAUGCGCUAAGAUUUCUGUAACCUUUGAUCCCUUUUGUUACUUGACACUUCCAUUACCCAUGAAAAAAGAACGCACUUUGGAAGUUUAUUUAGUUAGAAUGGAUCCACUUACUAAACCUAUGCAGUACAAAGUAGUUGUUCAGAAAAUUGGGAAUAUACUGGACCUUUGUACAGCACUGUCAGCUUUGUCUGGUGUUGCUGCAGAUAAGAUGAUAGUUACUGAUAUAUACAAUCAUAGGUUCCACAGAAUAUUUGCUAUGGAUGAAAAUUUGAGUAGUAUUAUGGACCGUGAUGACAUCUAUGUAUUUGAAAUCGCUAUCAACAGAACAGAGGAUACAGAGCAAGUCAUAAUUCCUGUUUGUUUAAGAGAAAAGUAUAGACACACCAGUUACAGCCACCAUAGUGGUUCUUCGCUGUUUGGUCAACCUUUUCUUAUAACAGUGCCUAGAAACAAUACUGAAGAUAAACUGUAUAACCUUCUGCUGUUGAGAAUGUGCCGAUAUGUGAAAACAUGUACUGAAAGUGAAGACUCUGAAGGAUCCCUAAACUGCUGUAAAGACCAUGGUAUCAAUGGUAAUGGCCCAAAUGGAAUACAUGAAGAAGGAUCCCCAAGUGAAAUGGAGACAGAUGAACAAGAUGACGAAUCCAGCCAGGAUCAGGAACUUCCUUCAGAGAAUGAAAACAGCCAAUCAGAAGACUCAGUUGGAGGAGACAAUGAUUCUGAAAAUGGAUUGUGUACUGAGGAAACUUGCAAAGGUCAACUACUUACGGGACACAAAAAACGAUUGUUUACAUUCCAGUUCAACAAUUUUGGCAGUACUGACACCAACUAUAUCAAAGAUGAUACCAGACAUAUUAGAUUUGAUGAUAGGCAAUUUAGGCUUGAUGAAAGAUCUUUUCUUGCUUUGGAUUGGGAUCCUGAAGUGAAAAAAAGAUACUUUGAUGAUAAUGCAGCAGAGGAUUUUGAAAAGCAUGAAAGUGUGGAAUAUAAACCUCCAAAAAGGCCCUUUGUGAAAUUAAAAGAGUGCAUUGAACUAUUUACAACAAAGGAGAAACUAGGUGCUGAAGAUCCAUGGUAUUGUCCAAACUGUAAAGAACAUCAGCAAGCAACCAAAAAGUUAGAUUUGUGGUCACUGCCCCCAGUACUGGUAGUACAUCUAAAGCGCUUUUCUUACAGUAGAUAUAUGAGGGACAAGCUGGAUACACUGGUUGGUUUUCCAAUAAAUGACUUGGAUAUGUCAGAGUUCCUUAUUAAUCCAAAUGCAGGGCCUUGCCGCUAUAAUUUGAUUGCUGUGUCCAACCACUAUGGAGGAAUGGGAGGAGGGCAUUAUACUGCUUUUGCAAAAAAUAAAGAUGAUGGAAAAUGGUACUACUUUGAUGACAGUAGUGUAUCAACUGCAUCUGAGGACCAAAUAGUGUCCAAAGCAGCAUAUGUGCUCUUCUACCAGAGACAAGACACUAUCAGUGGAACUGGGUUUUUCCCUCUUGACCGGGAAACUAAACAAGGUGCUUCAGCUGCCACAGGCAUCCCAUUAGAGAGUGAUGAAGACAGCAAUGAGAAUGAGAAUGAUAUAGAAAAUGAAAAUUGUAUGCACACUAACUAAUAGAAGACCUAGAAGCCAUAAAAAGAAAGACUUUCUCACUGGAGAUAUCUAUUGAAAGAAUGAAAUUGCCCACCAAAUUAAAAAUAAAAUCUGAGAUGGGGAAUUUCAGAUAA